Messenger RNA from Symbiodinium sp. CCMP2456, 695 nucleotides. The record is from the annotation of a GenBank genome assembly. Lineage: Eukaryota; Dinophyceae; Suessiales; Symbiodiniaceae.
AUGAGCGCAACGCAGAAACUCGAUGCUGAUGCCAAGGCUAUGGCCACACCCGCGGACUCGAAGCAGGAAGUCAAGCCGGUGAAGGUCUCGAAGCCUCGGAUUGACUGCAUUGACGGCUGCCGCUUCGCAUUGGUCUUCCCCAUCGUCAUUGCACACUUUGCGAGGUUCGGCACCAGCAAUCUGACGGCGCUGAAGCUGCUGACGCAGGAAAACGUGCUCGUGGGAGGCUUCUUCGUCAUCUCAGGAUAUGUGUCUGCUUACACCUCCACGAAGCUUGGCGAGCGGAAGGCGGAAGACAAGAAGCUGGCCAACCCCGAGCUCUUCUUCUGGCAGAGGGUGAUGGCGUACUAUCCUUUGCACUUCGUGAUUUCCUGCCUCUUCGCCCCGAUGUUCAUCCAGGUUGAGAGGUGGUACAACACUCCCUGGACCACGACCGCCUUCCGUGCCUUCCUGAACUUCAGCAUGCUGCAGGCUUGGUUCCCCAAGGAAGCAGAGAUCUGGAAUCAGCCCACCUGGUUCUUGUCGGCCCUGACGUUCUCGAACCUCACCAUGCCGACGCUGGUGCUGCCGCAGGUUGCGCAGCUGUCCAAGAACGGCCUUCAGAAGCUCUUCGCUGCCUUGACUGGCAUUUCGCUCCUGCAGAAGGCUUCGAGCUUUGAGAAGCAGCAGCCCUGGCGCAAGCUCGCACGCUGCAG